CCCGCCCUGAACUCGCGAAUCUCGCCACAAAGCCGAGCGAUACCUUGUACUGCGGCUGGUUUAGGGGCUGAGCUGACAGCUGAAGAGGUCAGAACAGAUGGAGCAGAAAAACAACAAGCUUGCCCUCUCCACCGCCUCCAAUGUCUCCAACUCCUCAGCGGGCAAUGACACAGCCACCCUGCUGCCUGAGGCCCCCUACCAGGCAGUGGAGGUGGUGUUCAUAGUCCUGGUGGCAGGGUCUCUCAGCCUGGUCACGAUUAUUGGGAACAUCCUGGUCAUGCUUUCAAUAAUACUCAACAGGAACCUGCAGACCAUAAACAACUACUUCCUCUUCAGCCUGGCAUGUGCAGACCUGAUCAUUGGGGUAAGCUCCAUGAACCUGAACACAGUCUACAUUGUGAUUGGCUACUGGCCCCUGGGACCUGUGGUGUGUGACCUAUGGCUGGUCCAGGACUACGUGGUCUGCACUGCCUCUACCAUGAACCUCCUCAUCAUCAGCCUCGACCGUUACUUCAGUGUCACCAAACCGCUCAGCUACCCGAUGAAAAGGACCACCAAGAUGGCGGGCAUGAUGAUCGCGGUGGCCUGGGUCCUUUCCUUCUUCCUGUGGGCACCGGCCAUCCUGUUCUGGCCAUUUAUCGUGGGUGUGCGGACCGUGCCGGACACAGAAUGCUACAUCCAGUUCUUCUUCGAACCAACCAUCACCAUUGGCACUGCCAUUGCUUCCUUCUACCUGCCUGUCGCCAUCAUCAUGAUGCUGUACUGGCAGGUCUCCAGGGCCAGCAAGAGCUGCGUGAAGACGGGCAAGUACGAGCCCUCAGGAUCAAAACAGGAGAACCCAUCCAGCACUGAAGUAGGUGACCACAUUUCCACCCCCGACGAUGACGACGAUGACGUGGAAACCCAGGGCACAGACAGGAGCCGGAAUGGCGGCGCCCCUCACACAGUAGGUGGGGUCAGGGGCGGGCAGGAGGAGGUGGGAGGGGCUCAGAACCCCGACUCAUGCAUGAGUGACAGGGGGCCGGGGCAGCUUGGGAGAAACGGCAUCGCUAUGGCCACCCGAAACCCCGCGGUGUGCACCAUCGUCACGGUGACAAAGCAGCCGCCCAAGAAGAAAGCGGCACCAUCACGUGAAAAAAAGGUCACGCGCACCGUCAUGGCCAUCCUGGUCGCCUUCGUGGUCACGUAUGCGCCCUAUCACAUCAUGGUGUUCAUGAACACCAUCUGCUCCACCUGCGUUCCCAACGCUAUGUGGACCUUCAGCUACUGGCUCUGCUACAUCAACAGCACCGUCAACCCUGCCUGCUACGCCCUCUGCAACGCCACCUUCAAAAAGACCUUCAAACAACUGCUGCUCUCCCAGUACAAGGACAAUCGCUUUGGUAGAUAAACAGACGUGUGUGUAUUUCUAAUGUAAUUUCACCCAUUAUCAUCACUUCUCAAUGUUUACCACUGUCCUGUAAUCACACACAAAUCCCCCGUUACCACCACUCUCCUAUAACUACAGCUGCAAUAGAUUUGUCUUUAUUGUCUUCCUCUUAAUUUUCCUACCAAUGACAUCAUUGUAAAUGCCACUGUCCAGCAGUUAUUAAUCCAUACACUGGCCCAGAUCUAUCUUCUGAAACUUUACAUAAAUUGGCUAUCGGUUCUGUAAAGUUACAGAUGGUGAUCUUUAAUUACACAGAAUAUAGCUUUACUAUGUUUGUCAACCCACUUGACCAAGCUUUGCAUUUGUAAUCCAUAUGUGGUUAAUUAAAAUAAACAGACAAUUCUGAAGUGA
Molecule: messenger RNA, 1780 nt
Organism: Anguilla anguilla (European eel)
Lineage: Eukaryota; Metazoa; Chordata; Actinopteri; Anguilliformes; Anguillidae
Product: muscarinic acetylcholine receptor M2-like
Exons: 2
Coding region: 98-1390 (430 amino acids)
Biological process (GO): regulation of smooth muscle contraction; G protein-coupled receptor signaling pathway, coupled to cyclic nucleotide second messenger; chemical synaptic transmission
Cellular component (GO): plasma membrane; dendrite; synapse
Molecular function (GO): G protein-coupled serotonin receptor activity; G protein-coupled acetylcholine receptor activity
Source: RefSeq, a predicted model, not a curated record